GGCCGGCAGUGUACUGGUUCAUGCAGCCCUGCGUUGUUCUUACUCUUACUGCUAUGAUGUAGUGUCCUGGGGUUAUGUUUAUGAAAAUGACACCAUUCCCUUCCUGGCAAGCUUUUCGGACAAACUACCUACCAGGACAGCAUCUGCCUCCACCAGUUCCGAUCAAGACAUACCUGUGGGAAGAGGUAAGAAGGGAUAAGGAGGCUGGAGUCUACCCUUGGACUCACAUCUUCAAGGGGCCCUACGAUGAACAAGAGUUUGAAGAACAAAGGGAUCAUGAAUACGAGCCAAUCAACCCACCAGCGACGAGCCAUCCUCCUCCUACAUCCCCUCCUCCUACAUCCCCUCCUUCUCCACCCCUCCUGAAAGUGACGGAUCAGGAGGGGGAGGAGAAGGAAAGUGAACCGGAAAGAGUCGACUUCAGAUCGAUAUUCGAAGAUCGUCACCACAAAUAUUUACGAAUUCCCCUUGAUAGGGACAUGGUUAUUCCAAUUGACAAAGCAGAGAUAGAAAGUUUAAGGUACGAUGAUGAAGAGGAAGAAGAAACCAAUAAAAUGCAAGGAAUAACAAUGGAAGAUGUGCAAGACCACGAGGAAGCUCGUAACUUUGCAGCGACUCCUGCUACAACGAUAUCCAGAACAGACGGAGAGUUCAACACAAGUCAGAUGGACUCAUCUGGCCUGGACGAGCUGCCUCUCAAAAGAGAAGCGAGAAGAGGAUUCAAUGCCAGGGGAUUUCAACAGAGGAUCUCCUCCCAAGCUGGAAGACUGAGAACGAGAAUUCGCAACAUUUCCAGGCCUAAAAUUAACUUCCCCGAAAGACCAAAGUUUAACCUUCCAGAUAGGCCAAAGAUGAAUUUUGAAAGACCAAAAUUUAACUUCCCAGAAAGACCAAAAUUCAACAUUAAACGUCCUGAUUUGAAAAUGCCAAAUUUUAAUUUUGGGAAAACAAAAACUAGUAGUUUGAGACGACCCUUGAGAGAUAAAGCACAAAUUCCAUCAAAUCAAUCGACGGUAGGGUCUAAGAAAAAUAUAUUUGAUUCCAUUAAUUUCAGAACCUACCCAAGAAUUUUUAGUAAAAAAAAGAAAGCUGCUCAAGGUCGACGAGCAUUAACUCCUCCCCCUCGAAUGGAGACACAGAGUACACCUCCCUCCACCCCCGGCAGUAGAACAGGGCCUUUCAACCAACGAUGGACACAGCGGUUCAGGGACAUCAAGUUUGCCGAUGCGGACAAUCAGUCAGAUCUGAAAAAACCGUCUUUUGAGGAUGAUGCAGAGGAUGAUAGUGCAGCUUUCCGAGAUCCAGACUUCAAAGCAGCAGUGACUUUUGAUAAUGAAAGCAAACAAAAGGCAGAGAGUUCAAUCAGCAUUCCAGGCUCAGACAGGGAACAACAAUCAUCAGGAAGUUCAUCAGAAAGACACAGAGCUGGAGUCAUUGAAGAAAUUGAUUCAGAUGAAUUUUUUCUUCGGGAAAAAGGUUUGAGUAGAGAAGAUGUAGAUGUCAGUAGGUACCUUUCUCUUGAAAUCCGAGAUGCCUUCCGAUCACCCAAAAAUGCCCUCGCAAGUCUAGGCAGGGAAGAAUAUGAUGACGACAAUGAAGGUUAUGAUAGUAAACCAAGGCCUACCGGUGAGCCUGUACGCAUGUCAAUGGAAGCCAUGAGAAAUCAGUCAUCAGAACAAAUGCGGAUGACACCCGAACGAGAUAUUGAAUACACUGGAGAUGAGGAAAUCGAAGAAGAAGAACCAGUGAGACCAGAACGCACCAGGUCGCUGAAGAAACGUUCAACCAGGAGCAAAUCUGAAGAGCCGAAACAGGAAAUUGACAGUCAGUUUAACACCUUUCCACCCAACAGACCUACUCGGGUACGUAAACAAAGUUCUCAGAGUAAACAAUCAAUUCCAGUAGACUAUGAUGAAGAUGAGAAGGAAAAUGUGCAAGAUAUUAGACCUCCGUCAAUUCCAAGUCUACAUGUGACAGAUACUACAAAGGAAAUGUCACCUACUCGGUACAUCGACGAGUCCUCAGAAGCUCUAGAUAAACCUUGGGUAGAAGAGCCUCAACCUCCUCUACCUCCAAAGAGAAGGAAGAGCACUCGAGACUCCAGUCAGGACAAAGAAUCUUUGCGGCAGUUCCAGAGGGAGCAAUGGAUGGACGAAGACGCCCAGGCUGAUGACAUGGUGCUAGAUAAUCAUGUGAUCGCACUUCAAAGGGAUACAGAUCAAAGCAGGGCAAUUCAGAAUGGUCACUACGACUCUCCUCCUCCUCCCCCAAUGAGAAAAUCUCGAUCACAAGGAACAUCACUGGCUGAAGAUGAUCGAACUUCUAGAGGAGCCGAAUCUCUCAUCUCAGAAUCUAGGACACACAUGACAGAGGAUUUGGAAACUAAGCCUGACAUUUUGCCUGUCAUCAUAGACUCACCAGGUUAUGCUGUUAUAGAGAAGACGGUAAUGGAGGGAAAACAAAAACAACUAACAGAAAAACCAAAACGACCUCCUCCUCCUAGUCGGCGAAGAAAAACAGCGGCACAACUAGCAGCUUUGAAAAAUCAGAGUAUAAACUUCUUUUUUACAUAUCCUAGAAGAGCAAUUAAGAAAAAACUGCACAUGUCAUCUCCUCCACCUAUUAGACCUGUGAGAAAUUAUAGUACAAUAGGACCAACGAGACCUCCGAGAGGAAACAGAGUGUUCAGAGAGCCUGUUUACGAAGGUGAAUUUAUACCUUUGAAAGAUGAAAAUGAUACUCAAGAGGCAAAAGAAAAAGAAACCCUGGAAUACAUAGAGAAUGAAAUUGUCAACAGUGUAAUAUUAGAUUCAUUAGAUAAUGAAAAAUCUACUAUUAAAUAUGAACAAGAAGAAGUUCAAGAAAUGAGAGAUCUCCAAAGCGAAGAUGUGAUCGAAAAAAUGAAAGAUCGUCCUUUACCUCCCCCACCACGUCCCCCGAGGAAAACCAGGGAAGAGGAAAUGAGAGACGAAGAAGAUGUGAGAGAAUUUACUGAGGAAGAGGUGGAAACAACAGAUUUGGAUGAACAAGAUGUAGUAGUCUCAGAGAGAAUUGAUAUUCUUGUAGGUCACCCACAUCAUGAUCAUGAGACAAAAAGAGAAAAAUCUCUCAAUAUUGAACCUGUAGAAGAGGUUUGUGAGAGACAAACAGUGCCACACACUGGACAUGCACAGCCAGAAAUAUUGAGUGAGCCUCCAGUCAAAACAGAGCGGAGAAAAAAGUCACUAAGCCAAACAAGGAAAACACCCUUACCAGCACCUGUUGAAGCUAAUGUAUCAACUCAGACUGAUACAUUACCAGAUGGGUUUUAUGUGGAAGAAGAACAACAAACUUCAGCUGAUUAUAGCAGAUAUGAGGAAUCAUCAUCAGAAACACCACGCCCUGCUAAGGAGCCUGAGGUGGAGAAAAAGGUUGAAACAAUUAUCGAGCACAAAGUAGUUGUUAUACCAACUCCUGAGACUGAAAUUCUUAAAGCUAAAAAAAUACAUGUAGCAGAAUUGGAUGUAGACAAACUCAAUGUUACCGAACUACAAGCACAUAAGAUUACAGUUUCCGACAUUGACGGUGUAUCAAUGCAAGUUGCAGAACUGACAAGUAAAUCAGGUCAUUUAGUAGUAAGUGGAUUUGAGCUUCCUUCAUCGUUUCUAGAAGCAAUAACUCCGCAACCACCACCCGCACCAGUUAUUCACAUUCAGUCAUCGACUCAGACUCCUCCGGAGAUGACAGACUCGCAAACAAACACCACACCUCAACAGGAAGUGGCACCACCAUCCGUUAUACAACCUAUGAACCAACAAGAAUCUCUCCCUUCAUCUUCGUCCGUACAACCUCUGACACAAGUGCCUCCUGCCUCCCCACUGCCAGCCCCACCCUCACCCCCACGGAGGCCAUCCCCACCACCUACCAUAGUCAUCCACAGUCCGCAAGGCCAGCAUGUUCCUGGUUACGUCCCAUCAUCCCCUCCACCGAGGUCUCCUCCCAGAACGAGAUCACAAGACUCAGAGGAGGAGUUGAGGAUGGUUCCUCGAAGACGAAGACAUCACUCUCACAAACAGCCGACUCAGCUGUCAACUGAUGAGGAGGAAGAAGACGAGUUCCAUAGUUACCCAAUAGCUCGGAGACCUCACCAGAGAGAGGCGACUGCGGUAGAGUUAAUCAGACAGCUCCUUGGCAUCUGGCACAGCUCUGCAUCUCGUGGGAUGAACCAAGCCAUAGAGGUCCUCAAUGCUGCAUUUCCAGAGGGUGAGAAGCGAAAAGACGCCCAGACAGCAGCUUGUAUCGUUCUUGUUCUCAUUGCCGGGCUAUUGCUCCUGGGUUUUGGGCAAGAUAGAACCGUUCACCAUCAUCACUGGGAUUUCCUCCCGCCUCACCCUUGAACUUUUGUUAUUUAUUUCAUUUGUUUUAAGUCGUUAUUUAUUUUUAGACCGAGAACAUUGAACAAUGCUCUUUUUACAAUUCUAAUGAUAAAGUUUGUAAAUAAACACUGUUUUGAGUGGUUUUUUAAA
Messenger RNA from Macrosteles quadrilineatus (aster leafhopper), 4505 nucleotides. RefSeq names its product titin-like. The coding region runs from base 75 to 4376 and encodes 1433 amino acids. The transcript is spliced from 4 exons. The record is from RefSeq and is a predicted model, not a curated record. NCBI's taxonomy places the organism in Eukaryota, Metazoa, Arthropoda, Insecta, Hemiptera, Cicadellidae.